This is a messenger RNA of Myripristis murdjan (pinecone soldierfish), 5102 nucleotides long. RefSeq names its product adenylate cyclase type 4. The record is from RefSeq and is a predicted model, not a curated record. Gene Ontology annotation, molecular function: adenylate cyclase activity. Gene Ontology annotation, biological process: cAMP biosynthetic process; adenylate cyclase-activating G protein-coupled receptor signaling pathway; adenylate cyclase-inhibiting G protein-coupled receptor signaling pathway. Gene Ontology annotation, cellular component: plasma membrane. NCBI's taxonomy places the organism in Eukaryota, Metazoa, Chordata, Actinopteri, Holocentriformes, Holocentridae. The transcript is spliced from 25 exons. The coding region runs from base 374 to 4387 and encodes 1337 amino acids.
AUUUUUUCUAGGAUCUUUGUUGUUUGUGUUUUAUUUUGGAUAUCUUUUUCGUUGUUGAGGAGCUGGACUCUCUCUACAGUGGUCUCACUUCAUCAGGUUUUGUAGAUUUUUAUUUAUUUGAAUCAAUUUGAAUCUUGUUUGUGUGUAGAGGUAGAUUUUUUUCUCUUGCACAGAAACAAAAACACAAGCAUUCAGUAAGGUGUGUGUUCAGUUUUUGAGAGAGAGUGAAAAUUCAAAGCCAGGCAGGUAAUGAGCUGCCCUGGAGAACCUGAUGCAGAGACAGACAGACGACUAGAGCGCCUGACUGGAAAUCUGACAGAGAAAGACGGGCAGAAAUAACAGGGACAUCCUCCAAACCUGUUAAAGUCACAAAAUGCAGGGCGACUCUCGAGGUGUUCUGGAGAAGGAAAAGGCCGAGGGUGAGGCGACGCAAGCCUCGGUGAAGCCGGAUACAGUGUUUGGCCCGGGUGAAGGGCAGAGCAGCAGCGCCGGGGGCAACUUCAAGGAUCUGACUGACACCGCCCUCACAAAGGACACACAAAACCGUGAUGUCAACAUCUUCCAGGGAAAUGACAACACCACGAAAAGCAGUGACAUCACCGUUGACGUCUGUGAUGUCGCCGCGCCAAAAAAACAAUCAGGACUCGACCAGCCCGUGGUUUGCGUAGAGGUAGGCGUGGCUAAAACAGCGCUCGCCCCGGAGCCUCUCAAGCUCCAGUCGCCUCUCAGGGGAACAUGUGUGACCCCGCCCGCUAUGGAUGACGCUCCGGGCAACACAGCCUCUGAUAGGCUACGGCAGGAGAACGCUACCUCAUCGGAAAGCAGCGACUCCAAAGACUCGGACUACAGCAGCACCAAGUCCAGCCCCGACUACUGCUGCACCAGUUUCAGCUCUGACCUCUGCGAUGAUGACUGUUUAAAACUCGAUGAAGGCUUUGUUGAAAAGAGCAACCCCCCCUCUCCUGUCAGCAGCUCUGACUUGACCAUGGAUGCUUACAGGCAGUCUCAAAGCAGCGCCAAACCGAGCUCGGACAAUAGCAGAGCCGAUUUCAGAGCAGACAUGACAGAGGCCGACGCUGAUAAAUCGAAAGAAAAAGACCACCUCUGCGACCAGAGAGGCACACACCCAGAUGUUUCGUCCCACUGCAGCGUGCCCCUCACCCAGAUGGGGGACAGCAGCCGCUUCACAUUGGACGAGGGGGUCGGCGAUGAGGACGGGCGAAGCACCAGGUCCAGGCGGAGCGUGAGCGAAGGCGCGUGCUGCUGCUACCGGGCGGUUCACCGGGCGUUUCUGCAGUGUGUGGAGGAAACGCCGGCGAUGCUGCCCGGGCUGCUGCUGUCCAUGGCCUUCUGUGUGGCCAUCAUCAUCCUCAUCCCCACCACUGGAAGGAACAUCGACGUCCAUGUAGGUGCUCUGUCGGUGGUGUGUGUGGUGCUCUGCCUGAGCACUGUCCUGCUCGUCUGCCUGCCGUGGCUCGCCACGGUGAGGCGCUGUGGCGGCGCCCUGGCCCUGUUCGUCUGGGUGACGCUGUACAUCACCGCUAUAGUCUUCAUCUUCACCGGAGGGCCUGUGUCUGCCUGGGAGCAGGUUGCGUUCUUCCUCUUCCUCUCUCUUAGUGUGUACACGGUGCUGCCUCUCUCCCUGGCCUGGGCCCUCAUGGUGGGGAUAGGGACCAGCGUCUCUCACAUCAUCAUCAUCAGUGUCUACGUGGCCGUCACGAGCCCGGAGACACCAGACCUGGCCGUGCAGCUGGUGGCCAACGCCGUGCUGUUUUUGUGUGUGAACUGCGUUGGGAUUUUCCACCUGUGGAUGACCGAGCACGCUCUCAGGAUAUCCAACCAGAAGAAAGAGGAGUUCAGCGACAUACGCUCCAAAAAGGAGAUAAAGAAAUACCAACAGGAGCACCUCCUCCUGUCAGUGUUGCCACGGUACAUCGCCAUGGAGCUGAAAACGGAAGUGGUAAACAGGCUGUCCAAGGGCCAAGAGGAGAAAGGACACAGCUUCCACAACUUCCACAGCCUCUACAUACGGCAGCACAAAGACGUCAGUAUCCUGUAUGCAGACAUUGUGGGCUUCACCAAGCUGGCAAGCACCUGCUCACCGGAGGAGCUGGUCGCUGUGCUCAACAAGCUCUUUGGCAGGUUCGAUGACAUCGCCAAGAAGAACGAGUGUCUUCGCAUCAAAAUCCUGGGCGACUGCUACUACUGUGUGUCCGGCCUGCCCGACCCCAUCCCGACCCACGCCAGGAACUGUGUUCAGAUGGGGCUGGACAUGUGCACCGCCAUCAAUAAACUGCGUGAGGCAACGGGGGUCGAGAUCAGCAUGCGGGUGGGCGUUCACACGGGCAACGUGCUCUGCGGCGUGAUCGGCCUGCAGAAGUGGCAGUACGACGUGUGGUCACAUGACGUGACGUUAGCCAAUCACAUGGAGUCUGGAGGCCUUCCUGGGCGAGUCCACAUCACAGAGGAGACACUGCAGCACCUGGAUGGAGCGUACCAAGUGGAGGAGGGAGACGGGGGGAGCAGGGAUCCCCUCCUGAAAGGCAGGAAAACCUACCUGGUGAUCGAUCCGCACAAGACAGACAGCCUCACCAGGAGGCCCAAAGAGAUAAACACUCUGGCAUCAAGCGCGGGCAGACAGCGAGCGUCGGUCCGGAUGUCGCAGUACCUCCAGUCCUGGCAGACCAUCAACCCCUUUGCUGACCUGAGCAACCCGGGGGCCACGCCCUCCAAGCAGCCAAUCAUGUCUGCCCAUGCUGCAGUGAACCAAUCACAGCUGUCCGCAGAGAAACUGCCCGCUCAGAGCAGCCCCAACUGUUUGGUUGUGGAUAAUGACGUUCGGGGAUCACUGGACACAAUUGAUGCCGCGGGGAGAAGAGGAAAAAGGCUUAACUGGCUGACUCUGCUGUUCAAUGACUGGAGCCUGGAGAAACAGUUCCGCAUUUCAGAGGUGACAGGUCUACACCAGUCAAUGAGCUGCCUCGUUCUGAUCUUCGUGACUCUUUUCAUCGUCCAGAUGCUCGUCUCUGAAAAGAACUUUGAAAUGGCUGUGUCUUACGGUGCGACCUUCCCCGCACUGGUGCUGUUUCUGUCCGUUGCCUUCACAGGAUACUUGGAGAAGUGGCGCUCGAAGAUGCCGCUGAACCUGCAGUGGAUAUCGGGCCUGUCGUGCGGUCUCACCACCCGGGCGGUGCUGCGGAUCCUCAUGAUCACUCUCUGUGUGCUCAUCACUCUGCUCAUGGCCAUCCUCAACUACUUCUUCAUCCCAGGAAACAACUGUACCUCUAUCGCCACCAACAGGACCGAGUUGGAAGCUCUCAAACUCUACACUGUGCCCUACUACCUGUACUGCUGCCUGCUGGCCAUGCUGGGCGUGGUCGUGUUCAUCAAGACGUGUUUAUCGCUGAAGGUGCUGCUGCUCACGCUGGCCGUGGUGGUUUACCUCGCCCUUUUCCUGCACGUUUACGCCCCGAGGUCCGACUGCCUCAUCGAUCUGCUCUACAACGACACCAAGCCCGGUGUCCUGAAGGAACCUACGAUCAUGGCCGGGGUUUGGCUGUUCAUCUUCUAUUUCACAUGCCUCAAACUGGCUAGACAGGACGAGCUCGGUUGCCGCGUCGACUUCCUGUUGGAGCGUUGUUUCCAGUCGGAGAGAGAGGAGAUGGAGACCAUGGAGAACGUCAACAAGCUCCUCCUCCAGAACGUCCUGCCGCUCCACGUCGCCUCUUUAUUCAUGGGCAAAACCAUUCGCAACCAGGACCUUUACAGCCAGUCGUGUGAGUGUGUGUGCGUCAUGUUCGCCUCGGUUCCUCAGUUCAAAGAGUUUUACAGCGAAAGCAGCGCCAACAGGGACGGACUGGAGUGUCUGCGCUUCCUCAACGAGAUCAUAGCGGACUUCGAUGAGCUCCUCUCCAAGCCCAAGUUCUGCUCAGUGGAGAAGAUAAAGACCAUCGGCAGCACCUACAUGGCCGCCGCAGGGUUGACCAACACGGCCACAGGCGAGGAGAGAAAGAAAUGUGAGACAUCCUACAGUCACGUGCGCUCCAUGGUGGAGUUUGCCAUCGCCCUGAUGGGCAAACUGGAACUGAUCAACACACACUCCUUCAACAGCUUCAAACUGAGGAUCGGAAUAAACCAUGGGCCAGUGAUCGCAGGUGUGAUCGGCGCUCAUAAACCCCAGUAUGACAUCUGGGGUAACUCGGUUAACGUGGCCAGCAGGAUGGACAGCACGGGAGUCCUGGACAAGAUACAGGUGACGGAGGAAACGGCCCGGGUGGUGGAGAGCCUGGGGUACAGCGUCACUGUCCGAGGAGUGAUCACCGUCAAGGGCAAAGGGGAGCUCACCACCUACUUCAUCAACACAGACCACACAGCUCCCCAGUUCUGACCUCCUUUGUCCAACAUGUGUCCACCCACACUGAAUGACGGGCAUUUUUACCCAUAAACCUAGACUAGCGUUCAGUAGUAGUUGCAAAUAAUUGCUAUUGUUUCUGUGUGAAACAAAAUACAGCAGUUUGGGCAAUCAUGGCCAGUUAUGUGGAACUUAAAUGAGCAAAGGCGACAACUUAUAUGAGUUGUCCUGAUGUGAUAAAACCCACUCAUCUGGUCCACGGAGAUAAAAACAAACACUAAGAAUCAUUUGCAGACACUGUCUGAUCCAGGUCUCCCAUCUUUUGCAUCUGCACUGACUCAAUAUUGAGGAGACUGAUAGAACCGGGUUAAUGCCUGUUCGGCUCUUGAAUCCGUCGAGGAGCUGCCUUUGUCUUUUGGAUGAGACACUAAACCAGAUCCUGACUGGUCAAAUGAAGGCCUGAGACUUUGGCAGCUGGAAGCAUGUUGAAAAAGCUUUCAGCUCUUGGGCCAUUUAAUGGCAAACCAUGUCGCCUACUGUAUCUGCGUUAUGUCAUGUAUUUAUGUGUGUUUGACAUCUUUCCAUGUACUGUAUCUUGAGGAAUCCUCUUCAUCUGUACUGAAUGGACAGGACAUUGCCACUGAAAAAUACAUUUUUUGGUAGUCAGUUUGCUGGUACUCAUGAAGGAAUAGUCCACCAUUUUGGGCAAAAUACCCCUUUUCUGACUUACCCAGACUGAGACAAGAUGUUG